Messenger RNA from Apis mellifera (honey bee), 1989 nucleotides. It is a transcript of the gene Ttc26, whose product is annotated as intraflagellar transport protein 56. Gene Ontology annotation, cellular component: intraciliary transport particle B; ciliary basal body; ciliary base. The transcript is spliced from 7 exons. The coding region runs from base 125 to 1774 and encodes 549 amino acids. Gene Ontology annotation, biological process: intraciliary transport involved in cilium assembly; intraciliary anterograde transport. Gene Ontology annotation, molecular function: protein binding; intraciliary transport particle B binding. Lineage: Eukaryota; Metazoa; Arthropoda; Insecta; Hymenoptera; Apidae. The record is from RefSeq and is a predicted model, not a curated record.
UAAAUAAUUUUUCCCGAAUAAGUAAUAUCUUUAAAUUAAACGAAUAUAGUGAUAAUGUCUAUUCGUUUUUGCGAUCUUAUGGUAAUCAAUAUAUUUAUGUAUCUAUUAGCAACGGUGACUAAAAAUGAUAUUAUCAAGAGCUAAACCAGCGUCUUCCGAAGGAGUGAAAAGAUCUACAUCGGACAAAAAAAUACCGAAAUUAGAGGAGUUUUUAGAGAAACGCGAUUACACAGGUGCUUUGACACUUUUGGAAUUCAACAACGCCUCAGAAAAUACUUUAAACUCCGAGCUAUGGAUGGGUUAUUGCGCGUUUCAUUUGGGGGAUUACAAACGUGCAGCCACGAUUUACGAAAAUUUACAAAAACGGGACGAAACACCGGCGGAUACCUCGACAAAUUUGGCAUGCUGUUAUUUCUUUCUUGGAAUGUACCCUGAAUCGCAAAAACUUCUGGAGGAUGCACCGCACAGUAAAUUGAAGAACAGACUUUUGUUUCAUUUGGCGCAUAAAAUGGGAAACGAGGCGAAAUUAAUGGAGUAUCAUCACAUGUUGGAGGAUGUAAUAGAGGAUCAACUUAGCCUGGCAUCGAUUCAUUAUCUCAGAGCACAUUAUCAAGAGGCUAUCGACGUUUACAAAAAGAUUUUGUUAGAGAACAGAGAUUACUUCGCGCUAAACGUAUACGUUGCUUUGUGCUAUUACAAAUUAGAUUAUUACGACGUAGCUCAAGAAGUCCUCCAAGUUUACUUGCAAAAAUAUCCCGACAGUGCAAUAGCGAUAAAUUUAAAAGCGUGCAAUCACUUCCGUUUAUACAACGGUAGUGCCGCUCAAAGUGAGAUGAAACAAUUGAUAGAAAAGAUGUCCAACUCUUUCAGCUUUAGUCACGAUCUUAUACGCCACAACGCUGUUGUCUUCAAAGGUGGAGAAGGUGCAUUGCAAAUUUUGCCCAAUUUAGUGGAUGUUAUACCAGAAGCCAGACUGAAUUUGGUAAUUUAUUAUUUAAAGCAAGACGACGUGCGAGAAGCAUUCGAAUUAAUUAAAGAUCUUGAACCAGCUGUGCCGCAGGAGUAUAUUUUAAAAGGGAUAGUCAAUGCAGUGAUGGGGCAAGAGACGAAUUCUCGCGAUAACAUAAAGACGGCACAACAGUAUUUUCAAUUAGUUGGCUCCUCCGCGUCUGAAUGCGAUACCAUACCUGGUAGACAAUGCAUGGCAUCUUGCUUCUUCCUCUACCGUCAAUUCGAAGAAGUUCUCGUGUACUUAAAUUCAAUAAAGACUUAUUUCUCCAAUGAAGAUAAUUUCAACUUCAAUUAUGCGCAAGCACAAACUGCAGCAGGCUACUUCAAAGAAGCGGAAGAGGCGUUCUUGAAUAUACGAAACGAGAAAUAUAAGAAUGAUUAUAUUUACAUCAGUCUCCUGGCACAUUGUUUUAUAAUGAACAAGAAAUCCCAAUUGGCUUGGGAUUUAUACCUAAAAAUGGACACAACGACGGAAUCGUUUAAUCUGCUCCAAUUGAUAGCCAACGAUUGUUACAAAGUCGGUGAAUUUUGGUACGCAGCGAAAGCAUUCGACGUGUUGGAACGAAUGGAUCCAAGCCCUGAAAAUUGGGAAGGGAAACGUGGCGCUUGCUGCGGCGUGUUUCAAUGCAUCGUGGCUGAAAGGCAACCAAAGGAGCUAUUAUCCGAAAUUAUACAGCUUUUGAAGAACACUUCGAACUCACAAGUGGAGCAGAUCAUUCGAGUGAUGCGCAAAUGGGGCAAGGAUAACAGAAUUAAUUGUUGAUACGACAGGAAUCGGAUGGACAGAUGAAUGAUCUGUUUAAACGUAAUUUUAUCUUACAUAUAAUUUUGUUUUAAUGGAUAUAUGGAUAAGACGCGUUACUGUUAUGUAUAUGAAUUUAAUAAUAUAAUUACUUUAUUUUAUCUAAGAUCUAAAAGAUCUGUGUAAAGAAUUAACUCAUGGCGUUGAUGAUUUAAUAUAAAAUAGAUAUAUUUAAA